This is a messenger RNA of Paralichthys olivaceus (Japanese flounder), 785 nucleotides long. Lineage: Eukaryota; Metazoa; Chordata; Actinopteri; Pleuronectiformes; Paralichthyidae. The record is from the annotation of a RefSeq genome assembly.
AUGGCCCAUCAAGCACACCCUUACCAUAUAGUUGACCCCAGCCCAUGACCCCUCACGGGAGCUAUCGCUGCACUUCUAAUAACCUCCGGCCUUGCUAUUUGAUUCCACUUCCACUCUACAACCCUAAUAACACUUGGCACAAUUCUUCUUAUUUUAACCAUCUUUCAGUGAUGACGCGAUGUCGUUCGAGAAGCCACAUUCCAAGGCCAUCACACCCCACCCGUACAAAAGGGUUUACGAUACGGGAUAAUCCUGUUCAUUACCUCGGAAGUCCUCUUCUUUUUAGGGUUCUUCUGGGCAUUCUAUCAUGCAAGCCUAGCCCCUACCCCUGAGUUGGGUGGUUUCUGACCACCAGCAGGCAUCACUCCUCUUGACCCAUUUGAAGUCCCUUUACUUAAUACAGCUGUUCUUCUUGCUUCCGGUGUAACAGUAACCUGAGCACAUCACAGCAUCAUGGAGGGUAAACGGAAACAAGCCAUUCACUCCCUUUUCCUCACAAUCCUUCUUGGGGGCUACUUUACGUUCCUCCAAGCACUUGAAUACCACGAAGCCCCCUUCACUAUUGCAGAUGGGGUUUAUGGCGCCACAUUCUUCGUUGCCACUGGUUUCCACGGACUUCAUGUUCUAAUCGGCUCGACGUUCUUGGCCGUCUGCCUCCUACGUCAGAUUCUCCACCACUUUACGGCCAAUCACCAUUUUGGGUUCGAAGCAGCCGCAUGAUACUGACACUUCGUAGACGUUGUAUGACUGUUCCUUUAUAUCUCUAUCUACUGAUGAGGAUCUUA